AUGGCCGUUGCAUUCAUGCUGCUCGAUAUGAAGGACGGUGAUCGUUCCGCUGUGGAGGCCGCCAGUAUGUCUCGUAACGUGUCCCUCGACGCCUGUCAGAGGGCAUAUGACGACCAUGCUCGGCUUGUUGGGAGCAUGAGCUCGACAGCGGCCGCUAGUCUCAAGAGACUCACGGCGGUGCAGACCCAGCAUCUUAUCCUGGCUUUCAAGGAAGACAUAAGCUUCCGCCAUAGCCACGACAUGGCAUUAUUCGAUCGGCUUCGCAUGGAGAUUCUGGUCCAAAACUGUGAAGAGCCGGGGGCGGAGCAGUGGUCCUACGACAAGCGACUGUGA
Anthostomella pinea is the source of this 333-nucleotide messenger RNA. The record is from the annotation of a GenBank genome assembly. NCBI's taxonomy places the organism in Eukaryota, Fungi, Ascomycota, Sordariomycetes, Xylariales, Xylariaceae.